Messenger RNA from Candida tropicalis MYA-3404, 990 nucleotides. RefSeq lists its product as uncharacterized. The record is from RefSeq and is a predicted model, not a curated record. Lineage: Eukaryota; Fungi; Ascomycota; Pichiomycetes; Serinales; Debaryomycetaceae. The coding region runs from base 1 to 990 and encodes 329 amino acids. The transcript has a single exon.
AUGUAUGAAUGUAGGUGGUUGAUGGUUGUAAUCUACUAUAAGAGUAUGGACGGUUGUUGGGAGUGUUUUUUUUUUCUUCUUCCUCUUCAUUUCUCGCUCCGUGGAUUUUUUUUUUUUUUUGGGUGUUGUUUUGUUUUCCUUCGAAUGGUGAUUUCUCUUUGGGUUUUUCGUGACUUUGAUCAACUAGAAGCUAUGACAUUGAAUGAUUUAAAAUUAAAAGUGAAAAAGGUAGAGAAGAGACUUGUGAUAUGUUUAUUAUCAGGUAUACAACUGUCCAUAAAUUAUCAUUCCAAUAAAUCUAUUGACCUUUAUGUCGUAACGAACGGCAAUGUCUACAAGAACUAUAUCCAAAAUCUAAUUCGAAAACAUAAGGAUGUACAUCUAAUAAUUCAAUAUUCCAGUAUUGAAUCAAUAAUGAGAAUGUUUAAGUUUAUAUAUCAAAUUAAUUCUUUGGAGUAUAUUCUCCCCAUUCCAACCACCAUCCUUUAUGAUUCGUCAGAAAUUGAGAAUUUACAAUUAUCUCCAGAUUUUAUACUAACCCAACAAAUAAUACGGUACUUGAAUAUGAAACAUGGAGCCACUAUAAUGUCUUUAUCAAACGUUGAAGAAGUCACUACUGUUGAGAAUAUCAAUGAUGUUUUAAAUCUAGAAAACCUAGCCCCGAAACCAAUAUUUGAAUCCACAUCAGAGAGGAUUAACUCAUUAGAGAUCAAUUUAUACAUCCCUUCUUCAUGGGAUUCUUGGAAUAAAAUUGUUGUACAAGGGAAAUCAUUUGUAUUACCAGAUACAGAACAAAUCAUAAGAGAUGAAUCAAAGUUAGAAUUGUUAGACAGCAAUUAUGAAAAGUUUUUGAAUGAUCAAUAUGACUUGCAUAGUGUAUUACAAGGAUUGAAUCCAGAACAAUCUGAAGUCACACCUGUUGAAACAAAUUUUAAGAUUUCAUUAAGUGAUAUGUUAAGAGAAAUAGUUCAACCUUCAGUUGUUGAAUAG